This is a messenger RNA of Sorghum bicolor (sorghum), 1162 nucleotides long. Its product is annotated as membrane steroid-binding protein 1. NCBI's taxonomy places the organism in Eukaryota, Viridiplantae, Streptophyta, Magnoliopsida, Poales, Poaceae. The record is from RefSeq and is a predicted model, not a curated record. The coding region runs from base 31 to 810 and encodes 259 amino acids. Gene Ontology annotation, cellular component: membrane; endomembrane system. The transcript has 3 exons.
AAUCUCCACUGGCUUCAGCACGUGUUCUGAAUGGCUCCUUGCUCCUCCGUCGUCGCCGCACCAUCGCUCUCCGCCUCGGCGCCGUCCAGCCGGCGGCGCGCGAGUACGGUUGUAUGUCUCCAGGGUGUUCGCCGCAGCAGGGUCGCGUCCUGCCGCGUGCGGUGUAGCGCCGCCGGCGGGCAGGGCGGGGUCAAGGUCCCUGCGAAGCUGUCGGAGCUGUGGGCGGCGGCGAAGGGCGCGCCUCCUCUGGCCGUGCUCGCGGGUGUGGCGGCGGCGGUGGCCGUCUACAAGGUUGGGUCCAGUCUCUUUGCGCCGCGCCGUCCCGCGCCUCGUCGGCUGGAGACCCAGACGGCCCCUCCGCCUCCAGCCCCGGAGCCGGUGCAGGUGGGUGAGAUAACGGAGGAGGAGUUGCGGCAGUACGACGGGUCCGACCCCGAGAAGCCGCUUCUGAUGGCCAUCAAGGGGCAGAUCUAUGAUGUCUCACAGAGCAGGAUGUUCUAUGGACCUGGCGGAGCAUAUUCGUUAUUUGCUGGUAAAGAUGCCAGUAGGGCAUUGGCCAAGAUGUCCUUUGAACCACCGGAUCUGAAUGGUGAUAUAUCUGGCCUAACGCCAAUGGAGCUCGGUUCCUUGAAUGACUGGGAGUACAAGUUCACCAGCAAGUAUGUGAAGGUAGGAACCAUAAGAAGAACAGUGCCUGCUGAAGAGGUUUAUGGCAGCAUUUCACCUGAAAUAAGGGAAGAAGUUACUGUGCCUGUGGUUGAGGCUGAGCUUGAACCUGAGCCUGAGCCGCAUGAUGGCGAUGCACCAUGAAUAGGAAACACUCUAAGACAUCUCAGUUCUGAUAGGAAGAGUGAAGUGGAGAGUGGGGCACUGCUGAUAAUGUUCCAAAGGUAGUCAGAAUUUAGAAAUAACAGAAUGCCUCGUACCUGUUGCAUUGCAUGGUUGUAUGCAAGUAUAGUGUCUAAUUUACACCAAUAGUAGAUGUGUACACUGCAGUAGGAUUGAAUGGUUGUUUGCAAAAAUAGUGUCUAAUUUUUGCUCCUCCGCUCAUGCCUGUCUCUGAUGUAUAGUUUCUCCUACUCAAUGGACGAGAAGCGUCAGAAAAACUAUAGAUAGAUCUUGUGUUGCCUCGUGUUUCUUUAAUCUGUCAAGCUGUCACAUA